This is a messenger RNA of Neohortaea acidophila, 2847 nucleotides long. RefSeq lists its product as uncharacterized. The record is from RefSeq and is a predicted model, not a curated record. The transcript has 3 exons. Gene Ontology annotation, molecular function: zinc ion binding; SNARE binding. Gene Ontology annotation, cellular component: COPII vesicle coat; endoplasmic reticulum exit site. NCBI's taxonomy places the organism in Eukaryota, Fungi, Ascomycota, Dothideomycetes, Mycosphaerellales, Teratosphaeriaceae. Gene Ontology annotation, biological process: endoplasmic reticulum to Golgi vesicle-mediated transport; intracellular protein transport; COPII-coated vesicle cargo loading. Bases 1 to 2847 code for a protein of 948 amino acids.
AUGGCUAGUCCGCAGCAGCCAUACACCGACGGCCAGCCUGGGGCAGGAGAGGGGCAAGACGGCACGUAUAAUGACCAACUAGCAGGCUCAGCUCCGGCGGCGGCCAAGAAGAAGAGAGCGUACGCGGGUCAGGCUUACGAGUUUGGAGCCGGUGGCAACGCUGCUUUGGGAGGCCAACAACCUGGAGGCGGCCAGUUUCCUGCUCAAGCCGCUCCGGCAGCAGGAGGAUAUGGAUAUCCGGGCCAGCAACCUGCUCAAGGUCAACCGCAAUAUGGCACGCCGCAGCAACCGCAGUAUGGAGAUCCCAACGCACAAAACCAAGCCCCUCAACCUGCAUAUGGGCAACCGCAGUAUGGCGCGCCCCAAGCCGGGUAUGAAGCCCCAGCUGCUGGCUACCCGACCGCUCCGCAGCAAGUACAGCAAGCGGGAGUGCAAGGUGUGCAGCAACAAUUCUCCCAAAUGACCGUGGGCGGAGGGCCUCAAUCACAACAAGCUGGGGCCGCGGUGCCGCAAUUGCGUUUGAAUCCUCUCCGACCAGUGGAUAUCAGCGCCCAGGGCCAACCCUUCCAUGUCAGCGAUCUCGAUCAACCUCCCCCGGCAUUGAUUCUGCCCGCAAACUCUGCAGUCACACCAUCCCCGCACUCCAACUGCCCGCCGAAGUACAUUCGCUCAACGCUCAAUGCCAUGCCCGCCACAUCAUCCCUCCUCAAAAAGAGCAAGCUCCCUUUUGCUCUAAUCAUCCAGCCAUACGCCACCCUUCACGAUUCCGAAGACGACGUACCGGUCCAAUACGACCAAGUCAUUGCUCGGUGUCGCCGAUGCCGAACUUACAUGAACCCGUUUGCGAGCUUCUUGGACCACAGCCACAGAUGGAGAUGUAACAUGUGCAACCUCACCAACGACGUCCCGCAGUCUUUUGAUUGGGACAGCGUGAAGCAGCAAGCAGUCGACAGGUGGCAACGCCCCGAGCUCAACUAUGCUGUCAGUGAGUUUGUCGCUCCUCAGGAGUACAUGGUGCGAGCGCCGCAACCUCUCAUCUACCUGUUCUUGCUUGACGUGAGCUACGCUGGUGUCACGAGCGGUCUCUUGGCAACGGCCGCACGAUGCAUCCUGGAGAGCCUCGACCGCAUCCCCAACACCGACCGACGCACGCGACUUGGCUUCAUGGCUGUGGAUGGAUCACUGCACUACUUCAGCAUUCCUCGAGACGGUGGAGAGAGCAACGAUGCCAAGAUGCUGGUCGUCAGCGACCUCGACGAGCCGUUUCUACCUACACCUGAAGAUCUGCUGGUCAGCUUGACCGACUGCCGAGCCAAUAUUGAGACUUUCCUCGGAAAACUCCAGGGCAUGUUCGCGAACACGCAGAAUGGAAGUUCAGCCAUGGGCUCCGCGUUGCGAGCGGGACACAAGCUCAUCAGCCAUGUCGGUGGUAAGAUUUGUGUUCUCUCCGCAUCUCUGCCGAACAUCGGACACGGCAAGCUCGAAAUGCGUGAAGACAAGAAGGUGCUGGGCACGAGCGGAGAGAGCAAAUUGCUCCAGACGCAGAAUGCCUUCUACAAAAGCUUUGCUGUGGAGUGCAGCAAGACGCAGGUCAGCAUCGACAUGUUCUUGUUCAGCUCGCAGUACCAGGACCUGGCAUCUCUGAGCAAUCUGCCGAGAUACACCGGUGGUCAGACCUACUUCUAUCCCGCCUGGAACGCCGCUCGGACGGAAGAUGCGAUCAAGUUCGCCACCGAGUUCAGCGACUACUUGUCCUCGGAGAUUGCAUUGGAAGCCGUCCUGCGCGUGCGAACCACUACCGGUCUGCGCCCAAGUGCCUUCUACGGCAACUUCUUCAACCGGAGUUCCGAUCUGUGCGCCUUCCCUGCCAUGCCCCGAGACCAGGCAUACGUGGUGGAGAUUGCCAUCGACGAGAAUAUCACCAAAGCCUUUGCUUGCUUGCAGGCCGGUGUAUUGCACACGACAUGCAACGGAGAGCGCCGCAUCCGAGUGAUCACGGUCAGCAUCCCGGUCACGCAGAUCUUGGCGGAGGUGUACGCUUCCGCGGAUCAGCAGGCCAUCGCAGCCUACUACUCCCACAAGGCGGUGGAGAGGGCGCUCAGCAGUGGGUUGGAUGCGGCGAGGGACAUGGUGCAAGCGAAGAUGGUUGAGCUCUUGCAAACGUACAAGAAGGAGCUGGGCGGUGGGAAUAUGGGCGGCGGUGGGCUACAGUUUCCCGCCAACCUCCGAGCCUUGCCUAUGCUGUUUUUGGGACUGAUGAAGAAUCUGGGCUUGCGCAAGUCGUCCCAAAUCCCCACAGACCUUCGAUCGGCGGCACUCUGCCUGCUCUCGACGUUGCCCCUGCCGCUACUGAUCCAAUACAUUUACCCGCGCCUCUACAGCCUGCAUGACAUGCCCGACGAUGCUGGUCUGCCGAAUCCCGAGACGGGCGCCAUCGUGAUGCCUCCGGCGCUGAACCUCACCUCUGCCAACCUUGUUCCCUUCGGCUUGUACCUCAUCGACGACGGGCAAACGCAGUUCCUCUGGCUAGGCCGCGACGCCGUGCCCGCGCUGAUCAACGACGUGUUCGGCACCGAGGACAAGAAUCAGCUCAAGCAGGGCAAGACGAGCGUGCCCGUGCUGGAGACCGAGAUGAACGAGCGCGUGCGCGCGGUGGUGGAAAAGAGCCGCGACCACCGCGGCAAAGGGUGCGGCAGCAUCGUCGUACCCCCCUUGUACCUCAUCCGCGAGGACGGCGAGCCAAGCCUACGUCUAUGGGCGCAGACGUUGUUGGUGGAGGAUCGCGCGGAUCAAGGUGUCAGCGGUGCACAGUUCCUGGGCAUGCUGAGAGAGAAGGUGUUGAGCUAG